Messenger RNA from Lethenteron reissneri (Far Eastern brook lamprey), 13191 nucleotides. Its product is annotated as protein transport protein Sec16A-like. Gene Ontology annotation, biological process: Golgi organization. The record is from RefSeq and is a predicted model, not a curated record. Gene Ontology annotation, cellular component: endoplasmic reticulum exit site; ER to Golgi transport vesicle membrane. Lineage: Eukaryota; Metazoa; Chordata; Hyperoartia; Petromyzontiformes; Petromyzontidae.
CGGACACGGAUCCCAUAAACACGUCCUUACUGCUGACGUCGCCGAGAGCUCAAGUCAAAGCGGCUUCCUUCACGCCUCUGUAGCUGCUGAAAGGCGCCGUUUCUCCCCUCACCCACCCCACGCAUCCUCCCUCGCAAUUACGGCGUCUUCACGGUGUCUAUUGUCCCGGAAUGAGCUGAUGCGCUUGCCGUCGGUGAGCGAUUAAAGUCCACGUCGCGUCUCCUUCACCUGGAGGUUGGCAAUGGCGCCUUCGCUGUGAAGUCUGCGACUUCGAACUCUGCCAGGAGAUAAUCGAGGCUUACCAAGGCCGACCGUGGUGACACAUCCGGGCCCACCGCUGCCGUGAUGUUUGCGCCCAUCCCUCAGAACGCAACGCCAUCCCCAGUGGGUCAACUUGGGGCUGCCACUUCACCCACGGGGCCACCACUUGCUGGCCCUCCCAAGCAUGGUGCGCCCUCGCCCUUUCGGCGAACGACGCCGUACGGCCGGAGAACAACGCCCACGAUGACGGGAGCGGCGGCAUCUGCAGCCGCACCACCAAAGCAGCCGCUCAUCUCGGACCCUUUUGCGUUUAACCGCCUGCAGCAGCUGGGGCCGUCGCCACCCGUGCUGGCGCAGCCCGUGCCUUUCAACCCCACUGGGAGUGCACCACCGCUCGUCAGCCAGCCAGGACCAACUCAAUUCUUUAACCCGACACAGCCGUUCAACCAGCCUGCUGUUCCGGUCUCCGCUCAGCCGCCGUCUUCUUUGAUAACAAAUCCACCAGCCCAGCAACAGCAGCACCAGCAGCAGCAACAGCAGCAACAGCAGCAGCAACUAAACGUGUUCAACCCAAUGCAGCAUGCGCCCGCCGCCGCUCCAGUACAAUUUAUGCCACCAUCCCUGCCCCCCACGUCAGUUCCACUGCAAUCCUGGAAAGUGCCUGCUUCUUCCGCAGGGGCGGAUCCAUACUUCCAGCCUCAGCAAGGGUUGCGCCCAUCUGGUGCUGAAGCCAUGCCUGUGUCAUCCGCUUCCUCCCUGGAGCACGGCCAUUUAUACCAGCAAGGCCCCGUUUCCCACGGUUACCAGCAUGCACCGGCACCUCCUCAGCAUCAUCCCCAAGUGACACAUCACAAUGACUCACAUUUUUCUCUGCAGCAUGGACAGCAUUCCCAGGUGCAUUCGACUGCUGUCCUGCAGCCUGGAGGCCCUCGGGACUCUUACAUGGGUCCUUCACCAGUCCCACCGCCACAUCAGGGCCACCCACCCUACGGGCACCUGCAAGGCACAGUGCCGAGCGCCACUAUGGAUCCAUCAGGACACCCGGAACUCGGUGCUGGAUCUGUACAGAGGGUGGCACCUGCACAGGGCCUGCCUGGCUAUGGUCAGCCAGCGCAUGAUGGAGCCGUUAAUUACUACAAUCCCGGUCUCCCACAAUCGCACCAAGCCCCGUACCGACCAGGCUCCGGAGAAUAUGACCAGGAACUCUACCCUGCAGAGCGCCUUCCUCAAAAUUCCAGCACAUCUGCCGAGGUUCCCACGUCCUCUGGUGCACCCACGUACGAGAGUUAUAACCCUGGACCGCACGCGCAUGAGUAUGCACCCCAAGGGGACGUUUACACAGCAUCACCACCACAGCAGCAGCAUGGUAUCCCUCAGCUCCCCCAUCAUCUGGAUAAUACGUUGGCGGAGCCUAGCUCCAAUGCAGAAACCUACCCUGGAAAUGCAGCUGCCUCUCAGUACUCAUUCGACGCAUCCUUACAGCAGCAAGGCUUUCACACAGACGUGCAGGGCAGAGUGGGUUACAACAGUGGGCCGGCACACGAGGGGGAUCAUAAUGCACACAUGUCCGGCUGCGCAGACGCCCUAAAAAGUCCCCAGACGGACGUCGACUGCAGCACUGUGUCCAUGUUCUUCAGGGAUGAUGAUGUUGAGAAUUUUGAGAACGUCUCUUCUCACCAGGCAACUAUGGCCCCGACGAGCAUAGCACAACUCCAGCCCAGCGGAUGGAGUCAGGCUGACAGCGCCGCUCAGCACGGUGUACCUGAGGGCGCCAACGUGAACAGCAGCCCUGCGUCCUUCUCUAAUCCAUCUCUUGAGAACCCUGAUGUAAGCCUGGAAGGGUCGGUUGGUGGUAUCGUAGCGCCAUUGAACGCGGCGUCCACGAUUCAAGGUUUUGGUCACUGGGACUACACCCAGAACCAGGAGGUUCCACCAAGGGAUCCUUUCAAGCAGGAAAACGUUGGCCAACCAACAAACUCACCGAGCCAUCCAUUCGGCACAGUCCAUCCCGAUGGCACCUUGCGGGAUCGGCCGCCGCAGCUCCCUGACAAUGCUGAGCUUCUUCCCAACGUCGAGACGCCGGACUCUGUGGCCCGGCCAGGCCGACCGGCCAGCGCCACGUCCUCUACGCUGAGCGGUGUCAGUAUGAGCAGUGCUGGCGGACACGCCAAGAAGCCCGUAUAUCCCAAGGUGUCGAACACGUUCAUUCAACAGGAGAACCCGGCAGGGCCGCAUCCCCAAACGUCAUCAGGCUUGGGGGACUUUUACCAUCAGGGGCCUGCCACCGCCCCUGUGAAUGUGCAGUUGUCGGCCGAUGCGACCGCCGCGCAAGCGUGGCCCGGCAGUCCAAGCCCACCUCGGCCUACAGGCCACUUCCAGUUGAGCAGGAACAGCUCGUUUGAGCCAUUCCGCUCGCCACAGCACUCCGUAGUAGAUCCGGCAGAUGGCGCUGCUGCCCCUGAGAAGGUGGGCAGCUGGGAUGAGACGAGCCUCAACUUCGAUGAGGAGCUCAACAAGGAGCACUUCGGCGCCCGGGGUGCACGUCACCGUGCGCUGCAACGUACGGCGCAUGCCAACAUGGAGCUGUUGCCCGAUAAUCAAGAGAUCCCCAGUGCCGUGGCGAGCCCGGCGAACCCCGGCAAGCCGCCGGUCGGUGUGCACUCGACGCCGAGCGAGCGGCGGCCCAGUCGGCCGUUGUCACGCAGCUCGGCGCUGCGGCAGAUGACGGAGAGCCCCAUGACGACGCUGUGGGCGCAGGAUGGGGUCCCCGGCCUGGACGAGACCGUCAUCCUUGCUCCAGCCGCACCUGCGCUGCAACCGCCGAGGAUGCCAGCAGCCGGAGGAGAUGUAAUUCAGCCUCCGGAGGAGGAGAUGGGCACCAGGCGUGGAGGCGCGAUCCACGGAUACACUGGGUCCGCGGUGGAGAACAUGGAAAUUCCACCAGCGUCCAAAAUGCACGGGCCAGCUGUGAUUGGACCAGCCAUCGCACCAGUCAUUUGUCCCGUGGCCCCGUUGGACAUAAGUCUGGUUCCGCCAAUAAUCCUGCCGCAGCCUCAGUUGGUCCCUCCGACGGCCGCUGAUUUGUCACGCAGGGGAAGCAACCAGACAUCUGAAAAUGGCAUUGUCUCUGUCACUCGCACUCAACCCGAGUCACUGAUGCACCACUCGGCACUUUCACAAAACCUUCUGCUGACCUUUGUGCCGUCUGAUUCAUUGACCCUCCCUACCGUUCCCGCCAUCAGUGCCGCCCCCGUGCCCACGACCCAGGGUUUCGUCGGUGGGCAGUUUUUGGCAGAAGGAGCUCGUUGCGCUACAUCUCCAGCCAUCAGCCAGCAGCCCCAGAUGAUGUCGUCACGGCAGGAAGAAUCUCUGAACGCGCAAGCCGCUCAACACAGAGAGCGUCCGCCCAGUGCUUAUGGUAACCCGUCUCUCGUGGGCAUGACCGCCAUUGAUCCACCGGCAACGAAGAAUGCGCUGCCCAGCUUUCCAACUCAGGGUGAGCAACACAACCCUUCCAUUUACCAGCAAAUUGAGAAACCCAAGAGUGGCGAUCAGGCUCUCGACCUGACCGUGCGGCAAGCAGCAUUUGCUCAAGAGGGCGCCAUGAGGACACAAGAAGGUGGUCCCAUUCAGUUUCAGCCAACAUCCACUGUACCGCCAUGUCCACCACCGGUGUCAUCUCACUUGCAGUCACAGCCUUCUGCUUGGCAGCAGGUACCAGGUUCAUCUGUCACGCAGCAGCAGCCACAACAGCAACCGCAGCAGCAACAGCAGCAGCAACAACAACAGCCACCACCCAGAGCCCAGCAGCCUGUUGUUCAAAUUCCACAAGAAAUUUUAUCUGGGAAGAGCCAGUCAAUGGAACAGCUAAGCGAGCCAACUCCAAGCCAUCAGGUCCCUCCCUCCUCACAGCUUCCACCUCCACAGCAUGCCGACUCAUCUGCAGCCUCGACCCAUGUGACCUUGGCAAACCCGCCUAUUGCUGACUCAAAGGCAGCACUGCAGCAGCAGCAGCCAGUUGUGACCUCGAGUUACCAUUCUCUCCCAGAACGAGCAGCAUCAGUUGAAGUCACUGCAACUACUCCAUAUCCACCCGAUCAACCUGUACGGACACAAACUGAACAACAGCAAGAUGGUUCUGUAGCUUACCCACCCAACGAUUCUCAGCCACCAGUUUCUUCAUCUCACUACCCAACAGGGGCGCCACCACAGCCGUCAUUAUCUCAACACUCUGCUGCCGAGCAUCAGCAAGCAGGACAGUAUGCGGGCAGUCAGACGGGCGGACGCUACCCGGGCGAUGAGGCGGCUCGCUAUGCUGCUGCUGCCGCUGCUGGCACCUACCCGGGCUACCCACCGCUGCCAGCAGGGACGGCGGGCUACGGGCAACCGCCGUACCCCUAUGGCACCGACCCCUGGGCACAUCACUACUACCAGUACUACCAGCAGGCCGACCCCAGAGCUGCCCAGGCGUACUAUGAGCAGAACGGGCGCAGUGCGAGCUACGAGCAGCCUCUGUCACAACAGGGCAGCUACCAUGGCGGCUACGACGCAUACGGCCGCUACCGUCCCCCCGAACCGGAGAGGCCCAGUUCCCGUGCCAGCCACUACUCGGAGCGGGGCCCCUACGACAGGCCAGAUGGCUACUACGCAGCAGACAAUUAUUACGGUGCCAGGGCAUACGGUUACCCACCCUCUCAGCCAGACCAGCCCAGAGCUGAUGGCUACAGUUACGAUCAAGAUAUGCAGCUACGGCAUCCUGGCUACUAUCAGGACGUCUACUAUGGCAGGCGGGAGAACUACAUGGAGAACUGGCCGUCGGAUCCACGGCUUCCGCAGGCGGCCGACGACGACCCAUACCGCCGCGCCUCCGAGGCCUACGCGGAAGACUUUGACCGGCGCAGCGUGCACAGCGAACGCAGCACGCACAGCGUGCACAGCGUGCGCAGCGAGCGGAGCCACCGCAGCGCAUUCAGCACCCAUUCGCAGCAGGCAAGGAGUGCCGUGUACCGUGCGCCAGCCCAGGAAGUGCAUGCCUACCAGUCCCAGACACCAACGCCCGCCUCGGAGAGUUACCUCUACGAACAGUACCCCAGUGCAGGCUACGACGCGUCCCAGGGCUACGGUUACCAGUACGACUACACUACCCAGUCGUGGCAGUCCGGUGAGCAGGUUGCCCCGGCCCCCGUGAGACCGAUGACCCCGGAGAAGUUUGUGGCGCCGCACACGAUCGCGCGGUUCGGCCCGGGUGGGCAGCUCAUAAAGGUGCUGCCCAACAUGCCAGCAGACGGGCAGCCUGCCCUGGUUGAGAUACACAACGUGGAGGUCAUGUUGCAGGAGAGUGAGGAGCAAACGGAGCUGCGCUGCUUCCCAGGACCACUGGUGAAGGACGAGACACACAAGGUGGACGUGAUCACCUUCGCUCAGAACAAGGCUAUGGAGUGCCUUCGUAAUGACAAGCUGAUCGACAAGAAGUCAGCCGCCCUCCUCUGGGAGCUGCUCGUGCUCAUCUGCCGACAGAACGGGACGGUGGUGGGCACCGACAUCGCUGAACUGCUGCUGCGCGGCCACCGCGCGGGCUGGCAUCCAGGCCGGGCCCCAAACGACGAAGCCAACCUCAUCGACCUGAGCGGGGAGCUGGGGGCGCUCUCGGGGCUUGAUGACGACGCUGGCGCCGCCGCACCGCAGCCCGCGCUGCUGCUGGGCGCCCCGGAGGACGGCCCCGUGGGGCAGGCGUCCCUGCUGGGCGAAGGGCGCCUCUCAAGCGAGGAGGCCAUCGCUCAGGCCACCGAUCGCUUCCGCCAGCUGCUGCUGUUCGGCCGUAAGAAGGAUGCCCUGGAGUCGGCGAUGAAGAACGACCUCUGGGGCCACGCCCUGCUGCUCGCCAGCAAGAUGGAUGGCCGCACGCACGCCAACGUCAUGACCAGGUUUGCCAACAGUCUGCCCAUGAAUGACCCGCUGCAGACUUGCUACCAGCAGCAAUCCGGAAGGAUGCCUGCGGCCGCCACGUCAUGCUGCGACGAGCGCUGGGGAGACUGGAGGCCUCACCUGGCCAUGAUCCUGUCCAACAUCACGAGCAACCCCGACCUGGAUCGGCGUACCAUCACCACCAUGGGCGACACGCUGGCCUCCAAAGGGUUGGUUGAUGCUGCUCACUUCUGCUAUCUGAUGGCCCAAGUGACCUUUGACAUGUACAACAAGCGGUCGGCCAAGCUGGUGCUGCUGGGAGCCAACCACAGCAGCCUGCCCCUGGCCGAGUUCAUGAGCAACGAGUCGAUCCAGCGCACGGAGGUUUACGAAUACGCGCAGUCGCUCGGCUCCAACGGCACCAGCGCCACGCUCUCCAACUUCCAGCCCUUCAAGCUGCUCUACGCCAGCCGGCUGGCAGAGAACGGGCUGGUGGCGCAGGCCAUGCAGUACUGUGAGGUCAUCGGCAACACGGUGCUGGAACACCCGUCGCUCUACACCCACGCCUUCCUCGUGCAGCUCGUCAGUCUGUCGGCGCAGCUCAGGCCGUUUGACCCACAGCUGAAGGAAAGGCCCGAGGAGGAGCAGUUUGUGGACCCGGAGUGGCUGACUCAGCUGCGCUUUCUGGAACAGCAGAUGAAGGAGGGGCUGAUCCAGCCGUGCUCGGGCCGCGACACUCCGCACGGCUUCGACUCGAGCGAGACGAGCUCCAUCGUGACCCCGUCGUCCUCGGAGCAGCAGCUCAACGUGCCCCCAACGCAGCCCCAGCAGCCUCCGCUCGCUGCCCACCAGGCUCCGCCCCCUGGCAUGCAGGCCCCGCCCCCUGGCAUGCAGGCUCCGCCCCCUGGCAUGCAGGCCCCGCCCCCCGGGUUCCAGUUCCCGCCUACAACGUAUCUGGGCGAAGGGCCACCAGCAGGCGGGUUUCAAACGCAGCAGGCGCUGGUGCAUCAGAUGCCGCCUGCGAUGCACCAGGCGCACGCCGGAUCUGAAGGAGUGCAGUUCAUGCAGCCAGGCAUUCCCCACGGCGUCGAGGCUCAAGCCGCUUCUCAGCACCCUGGACAGCAGCAAUCGUUUGCACCGGACGGCGGACCUCCUGGCUUCUCUCCCACACACCAGCAGGCCGGCUACGGCCCGGGCUACCCACCCACCAGCAUGCAGCCUCACAUGCAGGGUGUUGGCUACGUGGGUCAGGCCACCUCGUAUGGAGCUGCGGGGAUGGCGAUGCACAGUGGGGAGCCGCAGAGCGUGGGAUACGGGAUGCAAACUCCGCAGGCCCCGGCGCAACAUGCACAGCAGAUGAGCUUUCAGCAAGGUGAUCCCUCCCUCGCGACGGUGCAGGAGAAUGGCGCCGGAGGGCCAACGAACCAGCAGAGGGACCACUUUGAUGAUGGCGUCCGCAUGGAGAGGCGUCGGAGCUCGCGCCUGUCGGAGACGUCGAGUUACAGGGAGAGGCGACGGAGCUCGCGCCUGUCGGAGACGUCGAGUUACAGGGCCACGGGCCGGCGCUCGCGCACGCUGUCGGAGUCAUCCGUCCACUCCAUCGGGGUGGACAGCAAUCCGAUGGCGCCCGACGCGAAGCUGCUUUCCAACAAGACGGAUAAGAAGGACAAGGAGAAACCCGCGGACAAAGCUAAGGGGUCUAAAGGUGGCUGGUUCAGUUGGCUUCUCCCAAAGAAGAAUGAAGCCCAUCUGCCGGAGGACAAAAACAAAUCUAUCGUGUGGGAUGACAAGAGGAAAAAAUGGGUCAACCUGGAGGAGCCCGAGGAUGAGAGCAAGCCGCCACCUCCGCCACCAAUUUCAGCUCCGCAAGUGGCCCAACUCCCCGGCGCUGGCGCCGCCCCUGGCUCCAUGGGUCAACAGGGCCCUGGGGGGCUCCCAGCAACAUCUGCCCCCCAGGGGGGGGUCAAUAUGUUCUCUCGCAGAGCCGUUGGCGCACGCGGCCGGGGCCGCUACGUGGACGUGAUGAACCCCGGUGGUGCCGCUGCGCCUCCGCAGACAACCGCGCCACCUCCGGAGAUGUUUGCUCCGCUCGCCCCCAUGGCCAGUCUCAGCAGCAACUUCUUUGUGCCGUCCGGCCCAGUGCCCGUCGAGCAGCAGCAUCAGCAGCAUCAGCAAGAGCAGCAACAUCAUCAGCAGCAGCAGCAACAGCAGCAGCAUCAGCAAGAGCAGCAACAUCAUCAGCAGCAGCAGCAACAACAACAGCAGCAGCAGCAGCAGCAGCCCCAGGAGAUGCCACCUGCAGGGGCUGCGGAUGGCCCUGCGCUGCCCGUCGGCACCCACACCGACGCACCAGGCCCCCAUGUACAGGCGAAUGCACCCGAGCCACAGGGCCCUGCUGCAGGGUUUGUGCCCUUCUUCAACCCCACGCAGUUCACACAGCCCACGGGGAUGCCAGCCGGUGGCCAGAGAGGGGGUCGGUUGGGAGCGCGCAAGUACCCCGCCAUGAAGUAAUCUGAGCAUUGCGGCCUUCACACCGGGCACUGCCAAAUGAUGGCGAAUUUCUCCUUCUCAGUGUCUGUAAAGAAUUUUAAUAAAUAUAUAAACAGCCCGCACAUACACGCACCGCACGCCAAAAGGUUGAUGGAUAUUGAUGGAAUUUAUUUAGCAGGUUAGAGUCUGAAUGUUGACUGUGAAUGAUGUAAGCCAUACCCCACUCUGUGCUGUAACAGCACAGGGUGGUGGUCACGGUUUAAGUGCUUCAUUUGCUCUUAAAGAAAAAAUAAAGAGGAAAUUGGUCUUGGGAAUAAAGGUGAGGUGUCUGGUGAUUUUAUUUUGUUCACGUUAGAAAAGAGGCGCCGUGGAUUCGAUUGGUUUGCAAUCGCCUGGCUGAGAGGUAGCAAGCGUUCACCAUCACGAGACGUGGGGGGUAAAAUUGCAGUGAAACUUUUGUGGUGUAUUUUGAGACGUUUGUCUGACAAAAUAAUCGAAUAAGUGAUUAAUUUAAACAGAAAUGCAUAUAUUGCGCUAUGGUGGGGGCGUUUAUAACGAUGUCAACAGCUGGUCGAAUGGCCCCAAAGGCAACAUGGCAUUUUACACAUUCCUCUUUUAGGUGUUUGUGUUGGGUAUUUGUCCUCACGACUGUUCUCCGUGGCUUAUAUUUGACAAAUGCGAUGCCUUGUGAGCAGUCUCUUGGUUGUUGCAGCUGAAAGGAGGAACAACCGUCUAUUCUUCGAGACCACGGCGGCUCGUGAAGAAUUUCACCAAACACGCAACGCAGCGGCACACAUUCCAUUGUGUGCGCUUCACAUGUCACGACAAAUGCAUUAUAAGUUGGGUUUUAAGUUUUUAUUUUGGUUUCUAUAUUUAUUUCCCCGUUUCGACUUUUUUUGUUUGAUUUAAUUGUGUUAUGUUUGGUUGCAGUUGAAUAAUUUAUAAGGGAUGGAUGUGUUUAUUUGAGGAAUAUUUUUUCCCAUUCGACGCAAUUGCUCAGAGGGUCACUGGUCACCUCGCAUGGUGGGGUCAUGCUCACACGAGCCACAUUUAAACAAUCGUACGCAAAAAUAAACAUCUAUUUUAAUGGAUGCGGCAGCAAUAUUGAUUCUUAACAAAGAAUCGAUUUGCGUACAUUAUCACCGAAUACGCCCAAUACACUAACUCUUUAGACACGUUCAAAAUCACCCCAGCAGAAGCUAGCAACUUUCUCACUGCCAUCUGACAGCUGUGUUGCCUAUCUUAAAGCCAGCCUUGCGUUAAAAAAAAAAUUUGAGGGAAGCAUUGGUUCUCCAUUGAGCUGUGCUGAGGCCGUCUGAGCAUAAGUGACGUCUGUGGUGAAAAUCGUUUUCUGCACGUGAUGGCGAACAAUAAACACUGUUGUGAUUUAUACAGGAUCAUUCUGAAUUUAGGUUUUAAUCCGCUGUUCUAGGAUACAACACUGCCGUUCAGAACAGUGGGUUAUGUGGUAAAGAAAUAUAGAAACCAUAUUUUAAUAAUGUUAGUGCCAUUCCAUCUAUUGGCACUGAAAGCCCAAUUAUAACAUCACAUUAAUAGCUGUAAAUGUAGCGCUCUUUUUAUAUUACUUUUACAAACUGAGCCUUUUCCCCGGUCCAUGUAGUGUAGAGCAGAGGUGUUGGUGACAAAACCACUUUAAUGGCUACCCAUGAUAUAAUUUAGAGUAUUUAAUAUAUUUGUAUAUGAGCAUUGAGAGUGGAAAUGGUGAUUUAGUUGCAUCCGUUCUAUGUCCUGUUAUUAGGCUUGCUAAGUUUUAAAAUCAUAUUGUAUUGUUUCUCUCCUAAAUGUCAUCAUGUGGCGGUGCCUUAACUUCAAUUUGGAGCCACUGUCCAAACAUCUCUCGUGUACAAUUCAUGUAAAAAGAGUGGGGAAAUUCCAGGAAGUGGUAUUAUCCCUCACGCGUUGCACUGCACCUCGCACGGGCACUACAGCGGCGUUGCCAAAUUUGAAAAAAUUGCCCGUAAGUUGCUCGAUGUGGAAAUCGCAUAAGCAACAACAUCAGACCGCGGCAACAUUUAUCAAGACCCUCGUUCAAAAUAAAUGUGGCUCGGUUACGCUCUCAUGGGUGAAUAAAUGUCAUGAUGCUGAUUUUCCCAAUGCAAACCGUUUGCCAACGCUGAUGGCCCAGACAGUUUGCUUUUUUUUAGCAAAUGACAUGGGCGAAUAAUAAGAAGAUAAUGGCUCCUUGUUUUCUGAAUUCCGAUUACUUAAGUAAUGUUCAUAACUCUUGAUUUAAAGCUUUCGUGACUGCAGGAAUUCAUACUCUUUGGGUCUUCGAUUGCCUGUGUUGCGAUCGAAACGUCGUGAUCUAUUAUUUUUCUAUCUACGCGACUUUACCGAAAGACCCAAAGAGGAAUGCUCAUAACAUUUAGGCGAGGAAGUUUUAUUUCGGUUUCUUCAGUUGGUGUUGAGAAUCCCAAGUCAUUGUAACUGGGCCCAAGGCUCUGAAGGCUACAUUUCUUGUGAUCUCCACGAAUGUUCAUGUUGUGUAAGGAACGGUUUUACAGAAGUCAAACGGAAUUAUCCUGGUAAUGCCUACUGCAUAGAUUUGUUUGCAUUUCUUUAUACAUCUCGUGUAUUUUAGAAUCGGCACCACUUUUUCAGCACGAUGUCCGAAGUUUUGUUCUAAAGAAGCUCCCCAACACCCCAAGCAAAACGUCGGACAUAAUUCUGAAACCGCUCUGGAUACAACCCGAAAACGCAGCGCAACCCAAAUAAUUGCGUCGUUUGAUCAUUUAUAGCACUUCAUGAUUGAUUAAGUAACUACCAUUGUCUUAUUAAAAUUGUACUUAGUCCGUUUCAUAAAGCACUGGUAGUUUAACACGUAUUGUGUGUAAAGCUGCGUUAUCGACACGUUUCAUAUUUGAGGAUAUGCAUUUUGUACGGCCAAUUUGUCAAGCCACUGCUGGAUUCGGGCCUCUUCCCCCAUGAUAUGCUGUUUGUAAGAAUGAUUUGACUUUCCUUCACACUGGUCAGUGUGGGUUGGCGAUGAAAGGUGGGGAGCAUGUGGGGGAAUAGAAUUUCGGUACAACCAAUGGAUCUUGCUGCACAGCCCUAUCACUUUACCACACAAAAAAAAUACAAUUAUUUACACCAAAAAACAAAUGUAUGAAGUGACACCAAAAAGAGACAGAAUAUUGGCAAGCCUGUGACCGAGACCCGAGGUCACGAAUGCUCAUCGAACCCGCUGAAGAGCAGUGGUUGCCAACUUAGCGAUUUUGUCACGAAUAUGUAGCGACGACUUUUUGGGUUUCCCUUGUGUCAAAUUUUUGUCUAAGGGACGAACGACACAUCUAGCUACUUUAUUACCCACAUACAACAUUUUGCAGGCUCAGAAGCGAUUCCAAGUGUGUAUUAGCAAUCCUGUAUCCGUUUACUGUGUGUAGUCCUCUGUGAAUCAUCUCGUGAGAUGUUCUGAUGACUUUAAAGGACCUGUUUGGCUACAUCUCAUGACGGAGGUUCGAUUUUUUUUGUUAACUUUCCGUUUUCAGGAGUUGGCAGCGCUGCUGAAGGGCCCAUUGUGCAGACCGUGUCUGCUAGAUGAAUGCGUCGCUUGCAGGCAUAUUUUUCUACAUGCUUGUACUGCCAUGGGGAUGCUUUGCAUUAAAUGAGGGCUUUCUGACCGAUCGCUUUUCAAACUUUCCUGUUAACCUACCCCUAUGUUGUGAUUGGUAAUCUUCGAUUUUGUUUCUCUUGUCUUAUACUGGACUGGCUGGGAGUACAAACCGGCUCGCAUCCUAAAAAAAAAAAAUCUAGACAACUUUAUACGUCUCGAUUUCAAAGAUUAAUAGAGAGAAAAUGGAUCACGGGCGUUGUUGUAGUAGCAGGCGGCAAGAUUAAAGUAUUUUAGCUUUCUUGAACCUUAUGAUGGAGGGAUAUUAAUGUUGUUUGUAAUCUUCGGAAAGAAUCGACGUGCAAUAAGCUAUGACUUGGUCGAGAGAACAAUCCACGUGUUUUAAACAAAAUGUUGAACCCUGACCGGUAUAUGGGGCCUUUCAUGUAUUUGAAUUACAGUGCUCAAAUUAGAAUUUGCGAUGAUUUCGAUGCUGUUAAUAUUAUUUUGCAGUGGUCGAUUAAAUCCGUGAUCCUCGAUAUAUUGAAACCGACGGCCACUGUGGAUUGUGGAUACAUGGAAUUACAAAUUUAAAUCCCAAUGUGGCUUUUCAAGAUACGGUACUUAUUUUAGUCUUUAAUUUGGGAUUUUUCAAAGACCUUUCAAAUGCCUAAGAAAUCUGUGGACUUGCAUGUUAAUUUUUGGGCAUGAAUAUUCCUCUGGAAUCUAAUUCCAAUGUUAUUUUAAUAUUACUUUUGCUGAACUUUUCCAUUAUUAAGCAAUGGCAGUAUAAUGUUAAGCGUUGGUUGAGGUAGUUUGUCCACAGAUUUUGAUAGGCAUGAAAAAACAAAUGCCCUGGAUAGUGUCAGCUCUUUGACAGAAACACAUUUCUGAUCUGAUACUUCAUUAAUUGGUUAAAAAUACAUUUUAGGAUGUUUCCUGUUUAAUAAAUGCAUUUGACAAAA